Carlito syrichta (Philippine tarsier) is the source of this 2314-nucleotide messenger RNA. Its product is annotated as heparan sulfate glucosamine 3-O-sulfotransferase 4. The transcript is spliced from 2 exons. The coding region runs from base 1 to 900 and encodes 299 amino acids. Gene Ontology annotation, molecular function: [heparan sulfate]-glucosamine 3-sulfotransferase activity. The record is from RefSeq and is a predicted model, not a curated record. Lineage: Eukaryota; Metazoa; Chordata; Mammalia; Primates; Tarsiidae.
AUGAUUCUCGCUUCAGGACUGUGUGUUGACGCUGAUGUCACGGCUGCUCUGAGCACCCGAGAUACUGUUAACGAGCUGUGCCAAGCCCAGAUGCAGUGUUUUCUCACCAUAUGGUCCACACUGAAGUGCAUGGUCUUUCAGACAGGAAUGGCACAAAACUCAGAAAUGCUAAAUCCCAAGCAUGGAAGACCUACUCUACUAGAGGAGCAAUGUCCUUUGAACUGCCCCAAUUCCUCUGACUUCAAGGACCCAUGUAUUAAUUUAAAUGUGAUGCCCAAGACUUUGGAUGGGCAACUAACUAUGGAGAAGACUCCAAGUUACUUUGUGACCAAUGAGGCUCCCAAACGCAUUCACUCCAUGGCCAAGGACAUCAAACUGAUUGUGGUGGUGAGAAACCCUGUGACCAGGGCCAUCUCCGACUACACCCAGACACUGUCAAAGAAACCUGAGAUCCCCACCUUCGAGGUGUUGGCCUUCAAAAAUCGGACCCUAGGGCUGAUCGAUGCUUCGUGGAGUGCCAUUCGAAUAGGGAUCUAUGCUCUGCACCUGGAAAACUGGCUUCAGUACUUCCCCCUCUCCCAGAUCCUCUUUGUCAGUGGUGAGCGACUCAUUGUGGACCCCGCCGGGGAAAUGGCCAAAGUACAGGAUUUUCUAGGCCUCAAGCGUGUCGUGACUGAGAAGCAUUUCUAUUUCAACAAAACCAAGGGGUUUCCUUGCCUAAAGAAGCCAGAAGACAGCAGUGCCCCGAGGUGCUUAGGCAAGAGCAAAGGUCGGACUCAUCCCCGCAUUGACCCUGAUGUUAUCCACAGACUGCGGAAAUUCUACAAACCUUUCAACAUGAUGUUUUACCAAAUGACUGGUCAAGAUUUCCGGUGGGAACAGGAGGAGGGUGACAAAUGAGUCUAGGGAUGUGGCGGGAAGGCUAGUGAAUAGCUAAGGAGGCUCCUUGCCUGAGUCCUGAAUACUCCAGGUUCUACAGCUUCACUGGCUGGAGUACUGAGUAGAUUUCCCUCUUCAUCCAGCCAGAAUUGCCUCCAGUGCUGUUGGUUUAGGCAAAGGGGUGGAUCCCAUGGCAUCCUCAUGGAGAAACCCGGCCUGUCUUGGCAGCAGCAUCUGGUUGACCAGAUGGCCACCAGAACUCACUGUUAAUUCUUAUCUUCCGCUAGUUAAUAGAGCCUGAAGACAGAGGAUAAAUAGCUGUGAAUGUCAGAGACAGUGCUAUGAAUAUUUAUUUGAGUGACAAAAAAGAAAGAAAGCUCUACAUUACAGGCGUUCCCACUUUAGUUUGGGAAACUGGGGUUCUAGCCCUGUGUCUGGCACAAGCACUUGCCGUCUAAUCCUCUGCUUUGGCAUCUCUCCAGAAUGCACUUUGCAGCGGAGUGCUUCAAGGACUCCCAAGGAGCAAGGUCCUCCCUCUAAGGUGAUUCUAGCCUUCUCUGUAAAGGCCUCAUCCCACAACACCUUGACUUCCUCCCUCCCCACGUCAUGAAGGCAGAGGCAUGCACGUUCCUCACUUCCUCCCUCACCCCCCAAAAAUUGACACCCCUAGAAGCCUUCUUUCUAAAAGCCCUCUAAGGAGGGUUGGGUCUCUCUCUUCAUGAGUAUCCUGGAUUGUGGCUUAGAACACGCACCUGUGUUAGAAUCAGGCCCGUAAAGCUGCUCGCAGAGUGAUGUAAUUGUAGCUGAGUUCAGAGCACUGAGGCUGGCAGAGAUGAAUGGCCAUAUCUGGGGGUGAAAAAAACAAAUCCAGUCCUCUUGGUGGGAGGUCUUACCUGAAGAGUCUCUCCCCAAGCACCGUGAUUCCGAGGCAUGCUUUUGGGAUGGGCUGUAUCCCCUAGGGUCCCCAGAUGAGCAAAGACCAGAAAGUUGGUGAGUCUCUUAUUAUGAAUAACCCUUAUUGAUGCAGUAGGGAGGGCAGCAGUCACCUUUCUCCUAUUUGCCCCACCCCUGCCCCCUCAGGGUCAUCUCAUGCUUCAUUGUCUCUGUCCAGAGAUGGCAGGUAUCAGAAUAGCGGUGAGAAGGCUGACUCCAUUGAUCAGAUCCAGUUUAUGGGGCAUGGGGGAGAGAAAGGGCUGUCUGCAGAUCCCCCCAUCAAGGGCUGCCGAAUAAAGUGUCCCUUCUCAUUAGUUUGAUUCUAUUAAAAUGCACCAUUUGACAUAAAGCACUUGUUCACAGAUCUCCAAUACCGGGAAUUGUUCUAGUAAAACUGGAAAUUUGUAUGAAUGGGGGGAGUUAAAUCUGUUCAGCUGUUAUUAAACUGUCAUUUCUCCCGCUAAAUGAAAACUGUGUUGUUAUAAAGCUUAAUGCAACCUGA